Molecule: messenger RNA, 3490 nt
Organism: Anopheles darlingi
Lineage: Eukaryota; Metazoa; Arthropoda; Insecta; Diptera; Culicidae
Gene: Mmp2
Product: matrix metalloproteinase-2
Exons: 7
Coding region: 1165-3297 (710 amino acids)
Biological process (GO): proteolysis; collagen catabolic process; extracellular matrix organization
Cellular component (GO): extracellular matrix
Molecular function (GO): zinc ion binding; metalloendopeptidase activity
Source: RefSeq, a predicted model, not a curated record
GCAUUUACUCUCCCAACGCCCAAGUGAUCGCGUGUGGAGGGAAUCGCGAUCGUGCGGCAAAACGGCGGCACAACGUGCGAGUGUCCACGUGCUAGUGUUUUGGCGGGAGAUUCAAACGCAUAGGAUACAACCGUUACACGUUUCGGCGUGUGAUCUGCGAAAGUGCUUGUGUCGUCACGAUCCGUCCCAUUUCCACGCGGGAUUAAGUGGGCAGUCCUUGGCCGAGAUUUCGUCACAAUUCGCACAUGCUUAUGUGGAGCAGUGUGCCAGCCGAGAAAGACAGCUUUGUGCAGUUUGUUCGCGCGGAAAGCAAACCACAACGAAAGCAGCGAAGAAAACGGAAACGCCGGAAAGGGAGCCGGAAAGCAGUGAAACAGUGUGUCGCACAGUAGAACGGCCGUGUAAACGACCGAUACACGCAGGCGCAACCAUUGCUUCCGUUUGUGUAUAGAGAGGAAACCAGCGCUUGCCUCUAAUUCUCGUCCUGUUGCCGGCUGUCUUCGGCACGUUGUGGCGCCGUUGUUCGCGCGGUUUUUGUUGUGGUUCCCGUAUUCCUAGUGAUUCUUCCGCCUCACGUUCCGAGGUUGUGUGUAAACGAGUGCAUGUGUGUGUGUGUGUAAGUUGUAUGUGUUCUUCCGGUGCAUUAAAAUCCUGUGAUCCCUUAAAGUCUGAAGUGCUCUGCCAAGCUAUCACGAUUUGAUCAUUUUGAAUCAAUUACAUCGUUCGUUGUACCGAGUGACCCAGAGUGUUCACCCUAAUCCUGUUAAAGUGCGCAAGAGGAGAGAGAGAGAGAGGGAGAGAAAGAGAGAUAGCGAGGUGAUUUUCUUUGUGACGUCACAGUGGUCGGGAAAAUACCCUGCUGCCUAGCAAGGGUGAGUGAGUCAUCGUGCCGCGAGUGUCCUUGUGGUGUGUGAAUGAGUGUCUAGUGGCGUGUGCUCAUAUAAAGGCGCCGUGUGUUUGGCGCCAGUCAGCUGUUGGUCGAUACGGCGUGGAAAAUCCUCUCUGCUCCAGCAGGUUCUGGUACACCCUCACAGAGCCAGCAGUUCUCUUGCGCUGAUUUGUGUGCUGUAUCUUAUACCGCUACCGGUACGACCGGUCGCCCAGACGGGAUUAGCAACGAUCCCUAGUUCGAACGAGUGUUUCCAGCGGCUACAGGCGUUUCAGAUGGAUCGGUGCCGGAUAAUUCAACACAUUUUCUUAAGGACAAGACGGAGAGUCCUGUUUCAGCGACCGAAAUGUAUGUGGCUGGCUCUGCUGGCGAUUCAACUGUGGUUCGCCGAGCACAAACAGUACGGAGUCCUCACCAUACCUAUCGCCGGGACGGUAGGCAAGGCUGACGGCAAAUUCUGGGAUUACGACGAUGGAGUGCAAAACUAUCUGAUGCAAUUUGGUUACCUAGAAAAAUCCAACAUAGAAACGGGUAACCUUCGAACAAUAGACGAGUUGGAGCAAGCCGUGCGUAAACUGCAGUCGUACGGCAACCUCAAAUCGACGGGUAAGGUUGAUGCAGCCACCUUGGAAUUGAUGAGGCGGCCCCGUUGCGGGUCACCGGAUUUUCGCGAUUCGCUAGACUUUCUGGCAAACAACGAUGAACGACUGGAGUCUGGCCGGAGAGUACGUCGAUACGUCAAACAGGGUCAGAAAUGGCACAAUCCCAUCGUCACUUGGAGUUUGGUGAAUCAAACAAUGGGUUUGCUGGAUGCGGGCCAAGUCAGGCGAAUCCUGUACGAAGCGCUCGAUCUGUGGUCCCGGCACGCCAACAUCAGCUUCCGGGAGGUGUACAGCACCGAGGCGGACAUUCAGGUGAUGUUUGCGCGCAAAUUCCACGGUGAUGGUUACAACUUUGAUGGUCCGGGGAAGAUCCUUGCCCAUGCCUUCUAUCCUGGCUCCGGCAUCGGUGGCGAUGCUCACUUUGAUGAGGAAGAAUCGUGGCUACUCAACGAACCGCUUGAUGCGGAAGGAACUCGACUGUUUGACGUGGCAUUACACGAGUUCGGACACUCGCUAGGGUUGGGCCAUUCAUCCCAACAGAAUGCGAUCAUGUUUCCAUGGCAUCACAUUUCGUACCGUGGAAAGGAUACGAUUCCGGAGGAUGAUCGACUGGGCAUUGAAUCGAUCUAUGGACCCCGGUCGAAACGAUACGGUGUAAAUCCGGAACGGCAUACGCCACGCACGAGCACAACCUCGACGACCGUCGCACCAACACCACCACCGCGGCCAACCACUAAGCCACAUUAUCCUAGCAAGGGAGUGCCAGGACAUCCGAGAGAGGGUUAUCCUAAUCGAGUUCCAAGUUAUCCUAGAACCACGACCACCACCACCACCACCACCACCACUACCGAGAUGCCUCGCUCGCGUGAAUACUUCCCGUCGUACGGUAAUCGACAUCCUACGAGACAUCAUACGACAACGCAGGUGGUCCCAGCAACAGCAACGCCCCAUCACCGGCAACAUCAUCAUCCGCAUCAUCGUCCCGCAACGCCUACGCGACGAACGCAUCAUAAUGGACCAACCACCCCGCCGAAUCCGUGCAACACGAGCUUCGACGCGAUCACCAUGAUCCGGAAUGAACUGUUCGUCUUCAAGGAUCGCUGGCUGUGGCGUAUGGAACAGCAGAAAAUGAGUGAUGGAGUCGUCGAAGCCCAUCGGCCACCGGUGGCCUACGAAAUCAAUCGGCUGUUCUUCGGUUUGCCGGAAGAUUUCCAGCGUAUCGAUACGGUCUACGAGAACAAGUAUCAGAAAAUCAUUUUCUUCAUCGGAAAACAAUACUUUGUGUUCAACUCGCAAAAGAUCGAACCGGGCUAUCCACGGCCCCUGACGGAUCUGGGGCUACCGGAGAGCAUCGAGCGAAUCGAUGCGGCACUCGUUUGGAGCCACAACAAUCGUACCUAUCUCUAUAGUGGCCGACUAUACUGGAGGUUCGAUGAGGAUACCAACAAGGUCGAGUUGGACUAUCCGCGUGAUAUGUCGAUCUGGAAGGGUAUCGGGUACAACAUCGAUGCGGCCUUCCAGUACAGUGACGGCAAAACGUACUUCUUCAAGGGUCUCGGUUACUGGCGCUUCAACGAUAUGCGCAUGCAAGUGUCGCGCGAUCAGCAACCGAGCGCUACCCGGUGGAUGCGGUGUCCAAACGAGCGCCAGGUGCAGAACGAUCUCGAUGAUCCUAGCGAACCAACGGAUUUGCCCGAUCCCGAUUUGCAUCCUCGAAUCGAUACGAGCCGAAGUACAUCUCGGUGGUCCUCCUUCAACGUAGUGCUAUUGCUUCUUUCGCUGCUCAUCGCUGCGGCGCACCACUAACGCCCUUACACCAUAGACAAUUGUGCAAUAACACCCCCUCUUCGUCUUCAAAACAUCAUGACAUACCCUUUAAUUUACCCUCUAUUGCGGAUGCUUCGCAAUGCAACGUACUUUUUAUCGUAAUUCAAUCAAUAAGGACAGACUGUAUAGACCCCUCUCGAACCUACCUACGGAGGAAUAUUAAAUAAAACAA